AUGGACUUGCUAGAAUUAAGAAACGAGAUCUCCAGGCUGGUAUUAAUGUAUCAAGAAGGCAACACUGGAGAGUGCUACGACAAUGUCGGCCUCUCCACCGAGAUGUACGCCUUCGACUCCGGCCAAAUACGCAACGACCGAAAAGCUCUCCAAGAACUCCGCAACCUUCUUCUCCAUAGAUUAGACAUUCUCGCUUGCGGCGACGACUAUGUCAAAGCCCUUGAUGUCAGUCCUCCUGAUGGCAUGCGUUGCGCCGAGUGGGGAGGUACAUCAACUGUCAAACCCCAUGAGGAUGAUCGAUAUGAUGAAGUUCAGAAAAACUGUUAUUUCGCAGAUGAGAUUCUGUUUCCGAAGCCUAAGGGUAUACCUCUCCGACAGGUAUGGGCCAAGGGAUACAGUUAUAUGGUUUAUAGCUUGGCUAGGUUGGAUUUGACUAUUCCAGAGAUUCGAUCAAAAGUGGAGGCGUUGGUUCGACAAGAACGACGGGGUUUGAGGAAGAGGGGUUUAAGACGUUUAUGUCGUUUCGUAUGUUCCUGCUUCAUUCUUUAG
Messenger RNA from Cadophora gregata, 549 nucleotides. RefSeq lists its product as uncharacterized. Lineage: Eukaryota; Fungi; Ascomycota; Leotiomycetes; Helotiales; Ploettnerulaceae. The record is from RefSeq and is a predicted model, not a curated record. Bases 1 to 549 code for a protein of 182 amino acids. The transcript has a single exon.